AUGGUUGAUGUUCCUCGCAAUUUUCGCCUUCUGGAAGAAUUGGAAGAAGGGCAGAAGGGGAAAGGUGAUGGAAAUAUCUCUUGGGGACUAGAAGAUGAUAGUGAUAUGACUUUGACCAGAUGGACCGCGUCAAUUAUCGGCCCACCAAGAACGCCGUAUGAGUCCAGAAUUUAUAAUUUGCAAGUUUCUUGUGGCCCAAAUUAUCCAAAGGAGCCGCCAACUGUUCGUUUUGCUACGAAGGUUCAUAUGGUCGGAGUGAACCAAACGAAUGGAAUGGUAUUGACGAAAUCGUGCAACUGCAGAAAACUGUUCUUGCAGAUUGACAAGCGGAAUUUAUCUACUUUGCGCAAUUGGAACGGAAAUUAUAUGAUUAAGAACGUGCUUGAGGAUAUCAGAAAGAACAUGAUGAUGGCCAAGGAAAAUAUGAAACUUCAACAACCGGCGGAAGGCGCCAUGUACUAA
Molecule: messenger RNA, 462 nt
Organism: Caenorhabditis bovis
Lineage: Eukaryota; Metazoa; Nematoda; Chromadorea; Rhabditida; Rhabditidae
Source: the annotation of a GenBank genome assembly